Molecule: messenger RNA, 2591 nt
Organism: Sesamum indicum (sesame)
Lineage: Eukaryota; Viridiplantae; Streptophyta; Magnoliopsida; Lamiales; Pedaliaceae
Product: vacuolar-sorting receptor 3
Molecular function (GO): calcium ion binding
Source: RefSeq, a predicted model, not a curated record
AGAAUUGUCAAUGUGUAGUAAAUCUAACUCCGCUUGACUCUUUAAUCUUAAUUAGUCUGCUAACACAGAUUUCCGUCCUUUUUAAGUCUCAACAACCCACAAUCUCACGGACAAGCACACUCAGUGCGUGUUGGAGUUACUUCCAAGAACUCCAGAAAAGUAAAGAAACAGCCCCCAAUUUUAGCUCUAAUUCAAAUCCCAGUUUUUGUUGCUCCUUCUGGAAGCCCAAGCAAAUGGGGUGUUCUGAAAGACCAAAAGGUGCAAUCUUGCUGGGGCUUUUGCUGCUAACUUUGGCAGAAAUAGUGGUGGGUCGGUUUGUGGUUGAGAAGAACAGCUUGAGGGUAUUAUCACCGGACAGCAUAAAGGGAACUCAUGAUAGUGCCAUUGGCAACUUUGGGAUUCCACAAUAUGGAGGAAGGAUGGGUGGAACUGUGGUGUAUCCCCGAGACAACAGGAAAGGCUGCAAGAGUUUUGAUGAUUCUGGGAUUUCUUUCAAGGCUAAAGCUGGAGCUCUUCCCAACUUUGUUCUUGUUGAUCGUGGGGAUUGCUUUUUUGCUUUAAAGGUUUGGAAUGCCCAGAAUGCUGGUGCUGCUGCAGUUCUAGUGGCUGAUGACCUUGAUGAACCAUUGAUAACAAUGGACUCACCUGAAGAGGAUGGUGCAUCUGCAAGAUAUAUUGCAAACAUAACAAUACCAUCUGCACUGAUUGAUAAAAGUUUUGGUGAAAAAUUAAAGAAAGCAAUCAGCGAGGGUGACAUGGUGAAUGUGAAUCUUGACUGGAGGGAAGCUGUCCCCCACCCAGAUGAUCGAGUGGAAUACGAACUGUGGACUAACAGCAACGACGAGUGUGGGGUUAAGUGUGAUAUGUUGAUGGAGUUUUUGAAGGAUUUUAAGGGGGCGGCUCAAGUGCUUGAGAAAGGUGGUUAUACUCAAUUUACACCUCAUUAUAUAACUUGGUAUUGCCCGCAGGCGUUCACCAUUAGCAAACAAUGCAAAUCUCAAUGCCUCAACCAUGGAAGAUAUUGUGCUCCAGACCCUGAACAAGAUUUCAGCACUGGUUAUGAAGGAAAAGAUGUGGUUCUUGAGAACCUGAGACAGCUAUGUGUUUUUAGAGUGGCCAAUGAGACCAAAAAACCAUGGGUCUGGUGGGACUAUGUUACUGAUUUCCAAAUCAGAUGCCCCAUGAAGGAGAAGAAAUACAACAAGGAAUGUGCUGAGCAAGUUAUUAACUCUUUAGGUCUUGAUCUGAAAAAAAUUGAAAAAUGCAUGGGUGAUCCGGAAGCUGAUUCAGACAAUCCUGUUCUGAAAGAAGAGCAGGAUGCUCAAAUUGGAAAAGGAUCACGUGGUGAUGUAACCAUUCUGCCAACUCUCGUUGUGAAUAAUCGUCAAUAUCGAGGGAAAUUGGAGAAAGGUGCUGUUUUGAAAGCUAUAUGUGCUGGUUUUGAGGAAACCACGGAGCCAUCAGUUUGUCUGGGUGGUGAUGUGGAAACAAAUGAAUGCUUGGAGAACAACGGUGGCUGCUGGCAAGACAAGGCAGCUAAUAUUACAGCUUGCAAGGACACAUUCCGAGGAAGAGUAUGCGAAUGCCCUGUGGUUAAUGGUGUGCAGUUUAAGGGAGAUGGUUAUAGGUCUUGUGUUGCAAGUGGACCGGGGCGUUGCAGAAUAAAUAACGGAGGCUGUUGGCAUGAAAGCAGAAAUGGAGUCGCUUUCUCUGCUUGUGUGGAUAAUGAAGAGGGAAAAUGCACAUGUCCUCCAGGAUUUAAAGGUGAUGGUGUUAACAGUUGUGAAGAUAUCGAUGAAUGUAAGCAGAAGAAAGCCUGUCAAUGCCCUGAAUGCAGCUGCAAAAAUACAUGGGGCAGUUACGAGUGCACUUGUGGUGGGGACCUGUUGUAUAUCAGGGACCAUGAUACCUGCAUAAGUAAGACUACAGAAGUGAAGUCUGCUUGGACUGCUGUUUGGAUUAUUUUGAUUGCAUUGGCUUUAGCUGCUGGUGGGGCUUAUGUGGUGUAUAAACGUAGAUUGAGGUCAUAUAUGGACUCAGAGAUCAGGGCCAUCAUGGCACAAUAUAUGCCUCUGGACAGUCAAAAUGAAGUUCCAAAUCACGUAGAUGAAGAUCGUGCUUGAAAAUGCUGCUCAAUCAUUGUACUUCCUGCAAGGGUGAUGUGGGGGCUCGUGUGACUGACCUUCUAUCUCCAACAAAAGGUUUGAAGGUAGAAUCAUAUUUUCUGAAUGAUUUGUUGGUUGAUAGGUGAAAUGAGAAUCGUCCUGAUGUCUUUUAAUAUGCAACACGUCCGAGUCAGGAUUGCCUUUGGGGCACUUUUUCUAAAGAGAUUAGGUUCGAGACAUGUACACUGCAUCAUGUGACAGGUUGUGCUCCUCUAAUUUAAUCGAGAGUGUGUGACGAUGUGCAUCUUAUUAUUUCCAUGUAUAUUCGUCGUGAUUGCAUGUUUCUUGAUGCCGGUGGAGUCAACAUUAUUAGUUAUACCAGAACUACAUAUUAGUUUAUGCUAUGUUCUCACUGAAUGAUGUUAGAAUGUCCUCGUGCCCAUGUUUGUUAAAUAGUUCGUUGGAGCAAUCUGGAAUUCUUUUUAA